AUGGCGCCACCACAGCUUCGAGACCCGUCUUUGCUCAAGUCUGGAGUAUGUUACGUGGAUGGAUCUUGGAUUACAGCUCAAUCUGGCAAUGUAUUUGAUGUUCACGAUCCUGCCAACGAUACAAAGAUCGCCCAAUGUCCAGACUUUGAUCAAGAAGAUACAACAAUUGCCAUUAACGCAGCCUACGCGGCGCUGCCAGAGUACAGUCGGCUUUCUGGUAGACAGCGAUCUAAACUUCUGCGCAAGUGGUACGAUCUCGUUAUUGCAAAUAGCCAUGAUCUUGGGGUACUUAUUACUUGGGAGAACGGAAAACCAAUUGCUGAAGGUAAUGGGGAAGUGCAGUUUGCUGCCUCUUUGAUCGAAUGGUUCAGCGAAGAAGCACCGAGGAUCUACGGCGAUUCCAUUCCCUCUUCAUGUGGAAAGAAGCAUAUUGUUACUUACAGAGAGCCCAUUGGGGUUUGCGCGCUGGUCACUCCAUGGAACUUUCCUGCGGCCAUGGUAACGAGAAAGGCCGGAGCCGCACUCGCAGCAGGAUGUACAGUCGUCUGCAAGGUAGCAGCUGAAACACCUUUCACAGCGCUCGCUUUGGCCGAGCUUGCCAAUAGAGCUGGGUUUCCCAAGGGAGUCUUUAACGUCAUCACCGCAUCCACUGAGAAUACCCCAGCAGUCGGAAAGAUCCUCACUACUCACCCCAUCAUCAAGAAGGUCUCCUUCACCGGCUCAACUCGAGUGGGAAAGCUUCUUGCAGAGCAAAGCGCCUCCACGUUGAAGAAACUCUCCCUUGAAUUAGGCGGCAAUGCGCCAUUCAUUGUUUUUGACAGCGCCGACUUGGACGCUGCUAUUGCUGGUGCUGUAGUCUGCAAAUUUCGUGGAUCGGGUCAGACGUGCGUCUGCGCAAACCGUUUCUUCAUCCACGCCAAAGUCUACGACAAGUUUGUGAGUCGGCUGACUGAGAUAAUGCAAUCGACCUUCAAGGUUGGCAGUGGCUUUGACAAGGGAACAACACACGGCCCCCUCAUCCACCAAGGUUCCGUAUCUCGCUUGGAUGAAUGGAUCUCAGAGGCCAAGUUUAAAGGUGCUUCUAUCACUGGAGGUGGUAAGAUGGAUGGUCCAGGAUCAUUCUAUCAACCAACACUCAUCACCGGAGCGACGCCAGACAUGCGUAUCGCACAGGAAGAGCUCUUUGGACCUGUCGCUGUUAUCUUUUCCUUUGAGUCAGAGAACGAUCUGGUGGAAAGGGUCAACUCGGUCAGUGUAGGCUUGGCGGGUUAUAUCUGGUCAACAGACAGUCGCUGCAUACAACGAGUGUCGGAAAGACUGGAACUGGGCAUGAUUGGAGUGAACACACCCAUCGUUGCUGAUGCAGCGAGUCCGUUUGGUGGCAUCAAGGAAUCGGGAUACGGGCUGGAGGGGUCCAAGUAUGGCGUACAGGAGUAUACCGUAUUGAAGACGAUGACUUAUAGUAAAUCUGACUAG
Molecule: messenger RNA, 1476 nt
Organism: Fusarium coffeatum
Lineage: Eukaryota; Fungi; Ascomycota; Sordariomycetes; Hypocreales; Nectriaceae
Exons: 4
Coding region: 1-1476 (491 amino acids)
Molecular function (GO): succinate-semialdehyde dehydrogenase (NAD+) activity
Source: RefSeq, a predicted model, not a curated record